Molecule: messenger RNA, 450 nt
Organism: Fusarium vanettenii 77-13-4
Lineage: Eukaryota; Fungi; Ascomycota; Sordariomycetes; Hypocreales; Nectriaceae
Exons: 2
Coding region: 1-450 (149 amino acids)
Source: RefSeq, a predicted model, not a curated record
AUGUUCAAGUACCAGGUCAAAAAGAAGGACGAUGAGGAGUACAAGCCCGCCGCAAAGUCGGCUUUGAAGAAGGCUACCAACUACGCCGCUCAACAGAAGAAGAAGCUCGAAGCCACUGGGAAGCGACCCGAGAAGGAGGCCCAGGAGGAGGCUGCCAACCACGCUGCCCAACAGAAGAAGAAGCUUGAGGCUGCCGCGAAGCGAGCUGAGAAGGAGACCCAGGAGGAGGCACGCCGCGCAGCAAAAGAAGAAGCUGGAGAACACCACGAAGUGAGCGGGGAAGUGGGCGAGCACGGAGUAAGCGAAGAAGGGGGCGGUGGCGAAGUGAGCGGAGAAGGAGGCCCAGGAGGAUACUGCUCCCACCGUCCUACCUAUCAGGCUUCUUCCAGGUACCUCAUCCAAUUGAUCAGUUCCGCCAAUUGCUAUAGCCUGCACAACACGGCGCCGUAG